AGUUCCAGCCACGCCCCCUCUAGCUGCAAGCCAAAGCUUCCAAGAUGUCUCCAUUGGUUUGGGUUGUUUUGUUGGCUGCUCCACUUCUCUUGUACCUUAUCUACCGUUACCUGCGUGCCCAGUUCUGGGUCCUCGCCUCCACCGACACCACCUCUCCAGCAAACCCAUUCAAGAGCUAUGCAAGGGGCAGGAAGGGUCUCCCCAUUGAGCUGGACCAAAAGAAGAGAGAUAAGGUCAUCAAAAUGAGUUUCUCCCUGGACAGUGUACCUGCUUCCCUGGAUGCCAUCGUGAUAGGCUCUGGCAUUGGAGGACUCUCAGUGGCCGCCAUACUAGCCAAGGCUGGCAAGAAGGUACUAGUGUUGGAGCAGCAUGAUCAGGCCGGUGGUUGCUGUCAUACUUUUAUUGAUAAAGGCUUCGAGUUUGAUGUUGGCAUCCACUAUGUUGGUGAGAUGGCCGAGGGAACACUGUGCAGAGUACUAGUUGAUCAGCUCUGUGAUUCUGGAGUAGAAUGGCAGGAAUGUGAUUCUGUGUACGACACUGUCGUCUUUGGAAUGGGUGGAGCCAAUCAAAGGGAAUUCCCCAUUCCAGCUGGGCGUGGCAAGUUAGUAGAAUCACUGGUCAACAGAUUUCCACAAGAGGACAAAGCUAUUCGCAAAUUCUUUGACAUUUUAAAGCGUCUUCGCCGCUCCACCCUCACGAUGGCGUUGCUUAAGAUGCUGCCAAGAUGGUGUUCUAAUCUUGUGAUCUCCAGUGGUUUGUUGGCAUGGACCAAUCCUGACAUGGCUUACUACCAAACAUCACUCACGCAAGUACUGGACGAUAUAUUCACUGAUACUGAGCUGAAGGCAGUGCUCGCAUAUUCCUUUGGAGACUAUGGGACUGUCCCCAAGGAUGCAUCAUUUGGAAUGCAGGCAGCUCUGACCAACCACUUCACUUAUGGAGGCUAUUAUCCGAUAGGAGGAGCUAGCGAGAUUGCCUUCAAUAUCAUACCCACCAUAGAGGCGGCUGGUGGGCGGGUCCUAGUGAGGGCAAAGGUCAACCAGAUACUGAUGGAUGAAGGCAAAGCAGUGGGUGUGUCUGUCAAACAAGGUCACACAGUGUAUGAUAUCAUGGCCCCUCUGAUCAUCUCUGAUGCUGGCCUCUACAACACUGUGGAGUUGCUCCCUCCUGCUAGUGGACUAGAGUCCGCACUGACUCAUGUGCGUCACGGUGUGGGACUCAUGUCAGUAUUCAUAGGACUGGAUGGUAGCCCUGAAGAACUAGAGUUGAGGGCAGGGCAUGUGUGGGCGUUCAGGGACUCUGACCUCAACGCUAUCACUGCCGAGUAUGUCAGCACACCACUGGAGGACAUUGCCACGGCCAAGGUCCCCCUCAUGUUCCUGUCAUUUCCAUCAACUAAAGACCCAACGUAUAGUCAGCGUUUCCCCGGAAAGUCUACAGUUGCCAUAGUAACCAUUGCCCCGUACGAGUGGUUCCAGGAAUGGGAGAACGAGCGAGUGCUGCGUCGUGGCGAUGAAUAUAUCGGCAUCAAGACAGCGCUGGCCAAUCAGAUGUGGGAACAGGCGGUGGAGUUGUUUCCUAAGCUGGAGGGGCGUAAAGUGUACAUGGAUGUGGGGACCCCCCUCUCCAAUAUACACUAUCUGGGGACCCCCCGCGGAGAAGUGUACGGUGUGGACCACAACACAACUCGUUUCUCCCUCCAGGCCAUGAGUGACCUUCGACCCCAGACGAGCGUACCAGGACUCUAUCUGACAGGACAGGAUGUGUUUAUGUGUGGCUUCAUUGGUGCAAUAUUCGGGGGCGUGUUGGCUGCCUCCACUAUCCUCAAGAGGAACCUCACUGGGGAUCUUACCUCACUCAGUAGGGUCGUCAAGAGGGAGGCAGCAAAGAACAAGAAAGAAUGACUUUUUGUAUAAAACUGUGUUUCAUAUAUAAAACUGCUCCUUUGUGUAUUAUUUGUAGUUGUACAAAAUAUGUUUUGCGAAAAAAAUUUAUAAUGUG
Molecule: messenger RNA, 2001 nt
Organism: Halichondria panicea
Lineage: Eukaryota; Metazoa; Porifera; Demospongiae; Suberitida; Halichondriidae
Product: all-trans-retinol 13,14-reductase-like
Exons: 7
Coding region: 45-1904 (619 amino acids)
Molecular function (GO): oxidoreductase activity
Source: RefSeq, a predicted model, not a curated record